AUGCCCGUCUUCACUGAAUCUGCGUCGGCGUCUCGUGAAUUACGGGUCCUCCCCUCUUUUGCACCACCCCUUCCCCGACUUUCUCCCCAAAUAUUAGAGGGAAAGGAUGAGAAGUACGAGGUUGUGGUCGUUGGAGCUGGUCCAGCAGGACUUAUGUUAAAUCUCCUGCUGGCACGGUACGGGUUGAGUGAUGAAUCACUGCUAUGUGUAGACUCGAAACCGACAACCUUGAAGUCAGGCCAAGCAGACGGAUUGCAGCCUCGGACCCUCGAGACAUUGAAAUCACUCGGCUUGUCCGACGAGAUCCUCACUGAAGGGUGUCAAAUGUGGCAGGUCGCCUUCUGGAACCCUUCAGAUGAUCCAGAAAAAGUUAUUGAGCGCACCUCAAUUGUGCCCGAUGUCGCCGUUCCAGCACGAUUCCCUCACGAAGUCACCAUUCAUCAAGGUAGAAUUGAACGGAUUUUAGAGACUGACCUGCUGCGAUAUUCGAAACGGGGCGUGCAGCGAAAUACCAAGUUAAUUGAUGUGAAAAUCAACGAGGAAGGAGAUGCUGAAUUUCCUGUGGUGGCUGAGAUAGAGACCGAUGGUGUGCAGAGGACCGUACGGACGAAAUACCUAAUUGGUGCAGAUGGAGCUCAUUCGGUCGUUCGACGCUGCAUGGGACUCAAGCUGGAGGGCGAGUCACUCGACCAUAUCUGGGGCGUGGUUGAUCUGGUUGUGGAUACAGAUUUCCCUGAUAUCAGAAGACGUUGCGCCAUCCACUCCCCUGCCGGUUCUGUGAUGGUUAUUCCUCGUGAGCGCAUUGCAACCGGUGAUUAUUUAACUCGUCUUUAUGUGCAAGUGCCUGGGGAUACCAUUGUCCCGGACAGUGACCAGGCGGAGAGUGGCGAUGCACAGCCAGAGGAUGCUCGGGCUCGUCGGAGUAAGGUCUCUGAAAGCACAAUAUUCGAGAACGCUGCAGCAGCAUUCAAACCGUACUAUAUUCGUCCGAAGAAGGAUGGUGCUGUCGAUUGGUGGGCGGCUUAUCAGAUUGGCCAGCGCGUGACGGACAAAUUUGCAGUUAAAGACUCCGAGGGUGUGAAUCGAGUUUUCAUUGCUGGAGAUGCUUGUCACACCCACAGUCCCAAGGCUGGUCAAGGGAUGAAUGUAUCUAUGAUGGAUGCAUACAACCUGGCUUGGAAGUUGGUAUGGUCUAUUAAUGGCCUUACACCGGCAGCAGGCAGUGGGAAACCUGACCCGCUUCUUGAAACAUACCAAAUAGAGCGCCAUACAAUUGCACAUGAUCUUAUUGCAUUCGACCGUGACUUCUCCUCCAUGUUCUCUGGAAAGAUUGGCAAGUCCGAGGAUGGUGUUGAGGGUUUGACCCACGACGAAUUCAUCAAAGUUUUCAGCCGAGGAAAUGGCUUUACCAGCGGUUGUGGAAUUGAAUAUACCGAGAACAUGACAGUUAUAAAAGACGUGCCUAGCACCGGCAACCCAAUCACUGGCACCGACUACCUAUUGGGUAUUUUGCGACCAGGACGAAGACUGCUGAAUGUCAAGGCUAUUCGGCACGCAGAUGGCUAUAAGCGAGAUCUCCAAGAUGACUUCUCUUCGAUAGGCCGCUUCCGCAUCUUAGUCUUGACCUCAACUGAUCUCCUCGAGCCCCAAGGCGUAUCCGCCCAGACAAUAGUUAAGCUUGGAGCUCUAAUUCCUCGCUUUCCCCAGUCCGUUCUUGAGCAAGUGGUGAUUCACCCAGAGCUAACACGUGACUUUAUGUGGAAUGACGUUCCUAAGGAGCUGAAGAAGUACUCAGAAAUGUCCCUCUAUAGCGGCACGCAGCUCGAUGAUGUGUAUAAAAUCUACGGCGUCAACCCGGCUGAAGGUGUGCUAGCAGUUGUUCGACCCGAUGGAUAUAUUGGAGUGAUUUCGGCUUUGAAUGAUGUGAAGCGUGUUGAGCGCUACCUGGAGACUUUGAUCCGUGUUGUAUAG
Messenger RNA from Penicillium taxi, 1971 nucleotides. Its product is annotated as putative phenol monooxygenase. The record is from RefSeq and is a predicted model, not a curated record. Lineage: Eukaryota; Fungi; Ascomycota; Eurotiomycetes; Eurotiales; Aspergillaceae. Bases 1 to 1971 code for a protein of 656 amino acids. Gene Ontology annotation, molecular function: FAD binding. The transcript is spliced from 4 exons.